CUCUCUGUUGGUUAUGUUCAGUUAUGUUAGCACAGGUUAGAAAUAUAUGUAUUCAAAGAUGGUAUAUAUUCGCAGUUUUUAACAUUACACAAAAAUUCGAAAACGUAGUAUAUAUUGCGUACUAUAAAAAACGAAAAUCUAGUAAAGAAUAUUACUAAUAAACAUUUAAUUUGAUAUACCAAUAUGUACUUACAAUCAUAAAACAUUUAUACUAGAAUGACAACACGUGGAGAAAACCCGAAUUUUAACUGACUAGAAAUGAAAUAAAAGAUCCAAUCUUUUAAAAUUACCAAUGUUGUACGUACUUUGUCGAACGGACGGAAAUCAAAAGGAACAAAGAGGAAGAUAACAGCAAUUGUUGCGAAAAGUUAUACUUGUACGAUGUAUAAUCAUUUUAGGAGAUGUCUGAUUGUUUCGACGAAGAUUCAUAGGAAACUUUUGACGCAAGAGUCAAGCCACGAAAGUAUUUUAUUACCCGUGAUCGAUUGCUAUGCGAGCUCUCGUUGUAUUUGGAAUAAUACAGUGUACAAACGGGUUUAUUGUCAGAUCGCGAACAACGAGAAGACCGAUGAGACAAGUGUAAUGAAAAGUGAUGUGCAGCAGAAGCCUGAUGACUUUCUUUCCAAUCCCGAAGACAUAAAACGUUAUCAAAUAUUAGAGUUAGAGAUAGAUGUAAUGCGAAACGAUGCCGAGAAAGUUCCUGAAAAACUUAAUCCAGAUAAUUGGUUGCUGUUGUUAAAACUACCGAGCAAGAGGCAAAGAAAAAAAUAUCUUUACUAUUUGUGGUGUAAUGAAACUCACAAAAAAAAUGAGAAAAUGAGAAAGGAGUUGAAGAAGGCUAAAUGGCUUGCCGAGAAAGCAGAAGCAGAAGCUCAGCAGACAAAGGAUACUGGCAAAAUAAAAUAUGGACUCACAUAUAAUUCGAUAUUUAUGCGUAUAAAUUCAACAACUAUGAACCAUUAUUACAAUGCUAAAUUAAUGCAAGCCAUAAUGUUUGCACCAAAAGUUGUAUUUGAUUGCAGCUAUGAGAGCUAUAUGAACUUUCAUCAAAUUCACAAUUGUGCUAAGCAGCUAACUCUGUCUUUUGCUAACAAUCGUGCUCAUGUCGAUCCUAUGUGUCUUUAUUAUUGUAAUUUGAACAAAGAUGGAUUGCUUAUGGAAUACUUUCAGCGCAACGUUCCUACUUUAUUGAAUGACGAUUUUCCAGCAAUUGUGACAUCACAAUCUUACUUAGAUUUGUUUCAGAAGGAUCAGUUAUUGUAUCUUACUCCACAUUGUAAAACUGAUAUAACUGAAUAUGAUCCUGACACUGUAUAUAUCAUAGGUGCAAUGAUAGACACGACUAAUUCAGAACCUUUAUCUUUGGCAAAAGCCAAAAAGGAUGGUAUUCGCAUGGGCAAAUUGCCACUAGAAAGAUAUAUGGAGUGGGGUCCUAGUUCAUGUAAAAGAUUUUCAAUCAAUCAGAUGAUAAAUAUAUUAUUGGAUUUAAGAUAUACAGGAAAUUGGAAAAAAGCAUUACGGCAUGUGCCAAACCGAAAGUUAAAAGAAUCCAGGGAGUUUAAGCUACAAAAGCAAUUGAGAAGACAUUUGUAUUUGCAAAAGAUGGGAAUUCAAGAAUCAUCCGCAAUCGAAAAAAAUUUUACAUACAACAGUAAAAAAUCGAAUGAUUGUAGAGUUGAUUGUACAUCAUAAAAGGUAACUUUUGUAAUUAUUGUAUAUAUUAUGCAAGUAUGUAUAUAAUGAAUUUUAUAU
Messenger RNA from Formica exsecta, 1752 nucleotides. RefSeq names its product mitochondrial ribonuclease P protein 1 homolog. The record is from RefSeq and is a predicted model, not a curated record. Gene Ontology annotation, biological process: mitochondrial tRNA 5'-end processing; positive regulation of mitochondrial translation. Gene Ontology annotation, molecular function: tRNA binding. NCBI's taxonomy places the organism in Eukaryota, Metazoa, Arthropoda, Insecta, Hymenoptera, Formicidae. The transcript is spliced from 3 exons. Gene Ontology annotation, cellular component: mitochondrion; nucleoplasm; nucleus. The coding region runs from base 382 to 1692 and encodes 436 amino acids.